AUGCGGGUCACCGUGAAGACCUUAAAGUGGGAGACCUUCCGGGUGGACGUGGACCCCGAGGGGACGGUGAGGGACCUGAAGGAGAAGAUCGCGGCUGAGAGGGGGGGCGGCGCCUUCCCGGCCGCCGCUCAGAAGUUGAUCUACGCGGGCCGCGACGGCGUCACCAUCACCGUCGGCACCGGCUGCGCCUCGACCACCCAGCCCGGCCCCCGCGACCACUCCGACUCGAGCACCCAGCCCGGCCCCCGCGACCACUCCGACUCGAGCACCCAGCCCGGCCCCCGCGACCACUCCGACUCGAGCACCCAGCCCGGCCCCCGCGACCACUCCGACUCGAGCACCCAGCUCGGCCCCCGCGCCGCAGCCAGCUCCCCAGCCAGCACCGGGGGGGCCCAGGCUGCGGCUCCGACGGCCGCCCCGGCGUCCGCGGCCCCCGCUCGGCGGCGGGAGAAGCCUGCCGUCCAGCCGGCGGGGACGGCGGGGGCUCGGAGCCCCGCACCCACCCGCGGCGCCGCGGGAGACCCCCCCCUGCCCUCGCUUCUGGAAGCGGCCCUGCGCCGGCUGGAGCUUGCCAUCGGCCAGACUUUUGAAAACAUGGAGCCCGAGGGCGCGUCCGUGGGCUGGGCGGGAGAGAGGGCCGUCGUAGCCCCGAGAGCCGGUUUCCACCCCGACGGGGCGGCGGGAGGCCCUCCCCCAGCGGGCCGCCCUGGGCCCCCCGCCGCCUCCGCCGGGCCCCGGGGCCGCCCCGUCCAGCGCCCGCCGACCCGGCCCCUGUUGCAGCAGAUGCAGCGGCGUUUUCAGCAGGAGGCCUCCCUGCUCCAAGCUCUCCUCCAGCAGCCGGGCCCGGAGGACCCUCCAUCCGCCCAGCGACUCGGACAGCCCCGGGGGCCGUUCACCCGGACGCCCAGGGAGCCCGCCCAGGAAGCCGCCGGGAGGACGGGGAGGACGGGAUCCGGAGCCGGGCGCCCCAGCCGCCCACAGCCAGCGCCCGAGGAGGAGGCGGCGGCUGUCCACCGCCUCCGGGCCCUGGGCGUCCCCCGAAGACUGGCCAUGCAAGCUCAUCUUGCUUGCGAGAAGAAUGAGGAUUUGGCCGCCGAUCUUCUCCUACAGGAGAACUUGGAUGAAGACUAA
This is a messenger RNA of Perognathus longimembris pacificus (Pacific pocket mouse), 1131 nucleotides long. Its product is annotated as UV excision repair protein RAD23 homolog B-like. Lineage: Eukaryota; Metazoa; Chordata; Mammalia; Rodentia; Heteromyidae. Gene Ontology annotation, biological process: nucleotide-excision repair; proteasome-mediated ubiquitin-dependent protein catabolic process. The transcript has 2 exons. Gene Ontology annotation, molecular function: polyubiquitin modification-dependent protein binding; proteasome binding; ubiquitin binding. The record is from RefSeq and is a predicted model, not a curated record. Gene Ontology annotation, cellular component: cytosol; nucleoplasm. Bases 1 to 1131 code for a protein of 376 amino acids.